CUCAAAUGUUCCAUUUGUUCCUCUCCCCCACCUCCCCCAUCCCGGGCCGGGAAUCCGGCCAUUCACUGAGGGUGGGAGGAAUCGCUACUGCCGCAGUCCGCCUGUACACCGGGCCGGGGACUUUUCCGACUGUAAUGUGUGACGGACUCAUUCGUUGUCGGAAUAUUUAUGGACGUUAGCGAACGGCCUCGGGACAGAAGCUCAGACUGAACUCUCCGUGCAGGGUGGGCACACAAGUACAGGUCAAUUAUCGCACUCUCGAGAAUUUAGACCGUGGUUACCCGGGAUCGCACUUGUGCCGUCUGGUUGCAACGUGAGAGGAUGUUUUAUACUGAGUCCGUGUGAAAAGCAUUUCUCACACAGUCGGGACGUUUGAAAUCCCGCACGGGGGAGGGUCCCGUCACCCAUCUCUCUCUCUCCAUGGAAAAGUAACUACUCAGAACAACAGGAAGACCCUGGGGUAUUAUUGUAAGGGAUAUCGCAGUUGGAAUGUCACAGAUUGAUUUAUUUAACGGAAUCUUUAAAAUAAUUGAAGAAAAGCUGCAUAUGAUGGGAGUCUAAUGUAUAAACAAAAUGCUGGAAAUUCGCAGCAAGUCGGGCAGCAACUGCAAUAAGGAACCUUCCAGGUUCGAUUUGUGUAUAGUUAUGGGUUUUACUGCUCUUCUCUGUAGCAGAAAGGGUUACAUACAAUAUCAAACCAAUUUUGUUCACAGUUAGAGGUGAGCGUGGAUUGUCGAUCCGAUUGGAUUUGGUUUCAGCACAAAGGUCGCUCCCUGUUCUAAGGAAUGUGUGGGUUGGAAUCCAUCCUGUGGACAGGCAGCUGCUUGCACACCGACACUGAGCUCUGACUCUCACUGAGCAAUAACUCCACCUCCCAAGUCACUCAGUGAUGCCUCGCCUGACUGGCUGAAAUGAAGUAAGAAGGAUAUGGCUUGAAUAUAUAUCUACAGAGAGACAGAGCAUUCUUGGGGAUUUAAGAGCACCGGAAUUUGGGACCACCUGUCACCAUCAUGGCUGAACAUGCCGGCAGGAGAGGGGAUGCAGUGACCUCCACAGCAAGGAAACACGCACGUAGGCAAUUAACUUCCUUAGAGAAAGUUUUCAAGAGACUUUUGCCAGUCAGAUCAUCAAGUGAAGAUGAUCAGGACACAGGAACUACAACACCAAAGCAAGGUCAGAUUGAGGGCAGGGUCCCAAUGGAAUGUGUUCCGGCCUUGGAGGAAAGGGAACAAAGUCAGCCCAGCUGGAGUGGGAUCAGAGCCACGAUUCAGGGCCAUGGAUCCGGCCCAACUGAGGCGAUUCCCUGUGACAUCGGAGGCUCAUUCACCAAGGAAUCAUCAAGUCUCAACCAAGGAGCAGAACACCUGAUGUCGGGAUCCCCUGUCACCACCAUGCCUGAAGAUGCCAAAAGGGGACGGGAUACAGUGACCUCAAAAUUAAGGAAGGACACAGAUCCAAAGCCAACGAUGUCCGAGCUCCUGACACAGUGCGAGGAUUACCAACUGUUCCAGUUGUCAAACUUCUACCGGGAGAGACUGAAACCCGCGAUUGAAGGGCUCAGCUUGAUGUUGAGAGAGAAGAGACAUUUAAGUCGAAAGGAACAUGAGAAAGUCACUGAGCUGGUGGAGAAGAGAAACCGGAUAGAGAGUUCCAAACUCUUCUUCAGUCUGGUUAUGGAGAAGGGAUCCCGGGCCCGGAGGGUGAUGUGGGAAUCCUUUGUAAAAAUGCGGAAUGAGUUACCAAAGUUGGACAAAAUACUGAAUGAAAUCCAGGAGCUCGGUCCUGAUCCAUAUGAAUACAUGAACAUCUGCCGAGAUUUAUGUGAUUUAUCCGCACAGCUGAAGGAUGUUCAGAAGAAACACAAGGAGGCUCUGCGGGCACAGACUGAAACACUGAGAGUGAACACGAUCCUAAUGAGGGAGAAGGUGAAGGUUUUCCAGCUGGUUGAUCGAUACGCUGAGCUCACGGUCAUUUCUACUGUUCGAGAUCGGAGUCUUGUGGAACAUGAACUGCUGGUAAGAGGCCGCGACCAUGAGGAGUGGAGAGAGAAACAUCUCCGGGGAGAGCUGGAAAAAAUCCGGACUGAUCAAUUGUUCCAGAGCAGCUUUUCCCGGAGUAAAUCCAAAUCUGGGAGUUCGGCAGCUGUGGCCGGAGUCCCGGGGAUCGGGAAAACAACUAUGGUGCAGAAGAUUGUUUAUGACUGGGCCACGGGGAAAAUAUACCCACACUUCCAGUUUGUCUUCAGUUUCAAAUUCCGGGAUUUAAACUCCAUUAAAUGUAGAAUAAAUCUGAGAGAACUGGUUCUAGAUCAGUAUCCUUACUUUGGGAAUAUUUUGGGAGAUGUCUUGAAGAACCCAAAGGGAUUGCUGUUUAUAUUCGAUGGUUUGGAUGAAUUCAAGCACAGAAUCGAUUUUGCUGACAGUCGGAGAGACACAGAACCUCAGCACAUGUGCACAGAUCCUGAGUGGUGGUGUGAAGUGUCUGACAUUGUGUACAGUUUAAUCCAGCACAAGCUGCUCCCAGGGUGUUCAGUGCUGGUGACCACCCGCCCCACUGCAUUACAUUUAUUGGAAAAGGCGGAGAUCAGUGUCUGGGCUGAAAUCCUGGGAUUUGUCGGUGAGGAACGGAAGGAAUACUUCCACAGGUAUUUUGAAGAUCAGGUGGUGGCAGCAGCUGUUUACAAACACGUGGAGGAGAAUGAGAUCCUGUACACCAUGAGCUACAACCCAUCCUACUGCUGGAUCCUCGGUCUGGCAUUGGGCCCCUUCUUCACACAAAGACACAAGGACCCGCAGCGAGUUCCCAAGACCAUCACCCAACUCUAUUCCCACUAUAUUUACAACAUCCUGAAAAACCACGGCCGUGAGAUUGAAAGCGCCCGUGAUGUGUUACUGAGAGUUGGUCAGAUGGCCUUCAGAGGAGUUUUCGAGAAGAAGAUUGUUUUUGCAGAUGGAGAUUUGAUCAACUACAAUCUGCAGCCUUCCCAGUUCCUGUCCGGGUUCCUGGUAGAACUUUUGGAGAGAGAGGACUCUGCCCGGAGCGCGGUGUACACAUUCCCACACCUCACCAUCCAAGAGUUUGUAGCCGCACUCGCACAAUUCCUGACCCCGCAUCCCGGGGACAUCCUGAAACUCCUCACUGAAGCCCACAGAACGAUAGACGGGCGAUUUGAGGUAUUUCUCCGUUUUGUUGCUGGCCUUUCCUCCCCAGGGUCAGCUCGGGGGCUGGAGGAGUUUCUGGGUCCAUUUCCCCAUCAAACAAUCUGCCCGAGUGAUUGACUGGUUGAAGGAGGAGGUGAAACGUCAGAGUGGAAACACAGGGAGUGAUGCCGGUAAAAGGAGCCUCCUCAACAUACUGCACUACCUGUUUGAGUCUCAGAACCGUGGACUGGCUCAGGGCGCAGUGGGAUCUGUGGAAACACUUCCAUU
Messenger RNA from Pristis pectinata (smalltooth sawfish), 3428 nucleotides. Its product is annotated as NACHT, LRR and PYD domains-containing protein 3-like. The record is from RefSeq and is a predicted model, not a curated record. The coding region runs from base 1011 to 3278 and encodes 755 amino acids. The transcript has 8 exons. NCBI's taxonomy places the organism in Eukaryota, Metazoa, Chordata, Chondrichthyes, Rhinopristiformes, Pristidae. Gene Ontology annotation, cellular component: cytoplasm.